CCAAGCCAAUGCUAUUUUUGACCGAGAUGUAAGACAAACUGCUAUUUCGCCAUUUUCAAGAGCUGGAAUAGACUCUUUAUCAAGUUUAAAACAAUAUUUGAAAAAAAAAAAGAAUCUUUAAAAACUAAUCGUCGAGGUUUAGGAAAUUAAAUCAAAAAGCCUAACGUUAACUUACCUCAAACGUUGAUGUAAGUUCAAGAGAGAUCUGAUCCAGAGCCCAGCUGAGCGUCUAUGCAGAGUAAUGGGGUCUAUGAAUCAUCCAAAACAUUUUAAGAGUGGAGAAACACAAAAUGAUCUUGGUUCAGCUCAUCAGAAGAGAUCAGAUCCAGAGCCCAGCUGUGUGUCUAUGAAGAGUGACUGGUCUAUGAAUCAUCCAAUUAAAUUUAAGAGUGGAGACACAAAGAAUGAUCUCAGUUCAGUUCAGAAGAGAUCAGAUCCAGAGCCCAGCUGUGUGUCUAUGAAGAGUGACUGGUCUAUGGAUCCUCCAAUGCAGUUUAAGAGUAAAGACACACCGCCUGAUCUCAGUUCAGUUCAUCAGGAGAGAUCAGAGCCAGAGCCCAGCUGUAUGUCCAUGAACAGUGAUUUGCCUUUGGAUCCUCCAAUACGUUAUAAGAGUGGAGAAACACAAAAUGAUCUCAGCCCCCAAGUAUUCAACACGUUUAGAUCAAAUCUGCUGAAGAAGUUUGAGUGUCUGUAUGAGGGAACAGCGGCGCAGGGAAACCCAACACUCCUGAAUGAGAUCUACACAGAGCUCUACAUCACAGAGAGUAAGAGUGGAGAGAUCAGUCAUGAGCAUGAGGUGAGACAGAUUGAGACACAAUCCAGGAGAUCAACAACAGAGGACACAGCGAUCAAAUGCAGAGACAUCUUUACACCUUUACCUGGACAAGACAAAGCCAUCAGAACUGUGCUGACGAAGGGAGUCGCUGGCAUCGGAAAAACAGUCUCUGUGCAGAAGUUCAUCCUGGACUGGGCUGAAGAGAAGGAGAAUCAGGACGUCCAGCUCAUAUUUCCACUUCCUUUCAGAGAGAUCAAUCUGAUGAAGGACAAAACACUCAGUCUGUCAGAUCUUCUUCAGCUCUUUUUCCCUCAAACUAAAGAAAUGGAAAUAUCCAGUGACAAAUAUAAAGUGCUGUUCAUCUUUGAUGGUCUGGACGAGUGUCGUCUGUCUCUGGAUUUUCAGAGCGCUGUGAGGUUGUGUGACGUCAGUGAAUCCGCCUCAGUGGAUGAGCUGCUGACCAACCUGAUUGUGGGGAAUCUGCUUCCCUCUGCUCUCAUCUGGAUCACCUCCAGACCGGCAGCAGCAGAUCUCGUCCCCUCUGAGUGUGUCCAUCGAGUGACAGAGGUACGAGGCUUCAAUGACCCUCAGAAGGAGGAAUACUUCAGCAAGAGAAUCAGUGAUCAGAGUCUGGCCAAUACAAUCAUCUCACACCUGAAGUCCUCCAGGAGCCUCUACAUCAUGUGCCACAUCCCAGUGUUCUGCUGGAUCUCAGCCACUGUUCUGGAGAAGAUGUUGAGUGAAGCAGAGACUGCAGAGAUUCCCAAGACUCUCACUCAGAUGUACACACACUUCCUGAUCCUGCAGACCAACAUCAAACAUCAGAAGGACUAUGAGGAGAAGCUGACAGAUGAAGACAUGAUCCUCAAACUGGGGAAAGUGGCUUUUCAGCAGCUCAUGAAAGGCAAUAUAAUCUUCUAUGAGGAAGACCUGAGAGAGUGUGGCAUUGAUGUGGCAGAAGCUUCAGUUUACUCAGGAUUGUGCACUCAGAUCUUCAGAGAGGAGUUUGGCUUGUAUCAGGGGAAAGUCUUCAGCUUUGUUCAUCUGAGCAUUCAGGAACAUCUAGCGGCUCUUUAUGUGCACCUCUCCUGUAUUAACAAAAGUAUAAAUCAGUUUAACUUUGCUGCCAAACAGAGUUUGUGGUCCAAAACUAAAUUCAUGUUUAAAACUGUUGCACUAUCUGAGCUGCAUCAGCGAGCUGUAGUUGAGACUUUACAGAGUAAAAAUGGACAUCUGGAUCUUUUCCUGCGGUUUCUUCUGGGUCUGUCAGUGGAGUCUCAUCAGAUUCUCCUACAAAGACCACUGAAACUAAAAAGAAGAUCAAUCAAGAAUAAUAAAACAGUCGAGUACAUCAAGAAGAAGAUCAGGACCAUCGACUCUCCAGAGAAAUCCAUCAAUCUGUUUCACUGUCUGAAUGAACUGGGUGAUCAUUCACUAGUGGAGGAAAUACAGCAGUAUCUGAAAUCUGGAGGAAUAAAUGAAGCCAAACUCUCCUCAUCUCAGUGGUCAGCUGUAGCGUUUGUGUUGUUGACAUCAGAGAAGAAGCUGGAGGAGUUUAAUAUUAAUGAAUUUGUUGCUGAAAACAAUAAAACUGAAAAACUGGUAAUUUUUAAGAAGCUGCUGCCCGUGAUUAGAGAAUGCAGAUCAGUUCAGUUGUAUAAUUGUGGUCUCACAGGUGAAGGUUGUGCUGCUUUGGCUUCAGCUCUGAUAUCAAACCCAGAACACCUGACAGAUCUGAAUCUGUCCAGGAAUAAUCUAGGAGAUUCAGUGACUCUUCUCUCUGCUGUACUGGAGGAUCCUCACUGUAAACUGGAGAAACUGUGGUUGAGUUAUUGUGGUGUCACAGAUGAAGGUUGUGCUGCUUUGGUUUCAGCUUUGAGAUCAAACCCUGAACACCUGAGAGAACUGAAUCUUUCUGGGAAUAAUCUAGGAGAUUCAGUGACUCUUCUCUCUGCUGUACUGGAGGAUCCUCACUGUAAACUGGAGAAACUGAGGUUGUAUUAUUGUGGUCUCACAGAUGAAGGUUGUGCUGCUUUGGCUUCAGCUCUGAGAUCAAACCCUGAACAUCUGAGAGAUCUGGAUCUGUCCUGGAAUAAACUAGGAGAUUCAGUGACUCUUCUCUCUGCUGUACUGGAGGAUCCUCGCUGUAAACUUGAAAAACUGGAGUUGUAUAAUUGUGGUCUCACAGAUGAAGGUUGUGCAGCUUUGGCUUCAGCUCUGAGAUCAAACCCUGAACACCUGAGAGAUCUGAAUCUGUCUGGGAAUAAACUAGGAGAUUCAGUGACUCUUCUCUCUGCUGUACUGGAGGAUCCUCGCUGUAAACUGGAGAAACUUUGGUUGAGUGAUUGUGGUCUCACAGAUGAAGGUUGUGCUGCUUUGGCUUCAGCUCUGAGAUCAAACCCUGAACACCUGACAGAACUAGAUCUGUCCUGGAAUAAUCUAUCAAAAUCCACAGUGAGGCUGUUCUCUGAUCUGAAGGACAACCCACAUAAUAAACUGAAAACAUUACACAUUUGACUCUCUGUGUUUAGUGUGCUCAUGAACUGCUAAAGGUGCUGUAUUGAUAAUUGGAUUUUUCACAAAUAUUAACAUCCAGGGGUGGACUGGCCAUCUGGCAGGCCAAUCAGCUUCCCAUUCGUUUUUUCCCAUUAAACUGUAGGAGAUCAUCUUCAAGACAGGAUUUUCAGAAUGAAAUGUGGACUAAAUUUAUACUAAAAUCUAAGAGAAACACUAGUUUUAGCUGAGUUUCUUUAUGAAGAUCUGCUCAUGUACAGUAGGAGUAGAAGUGAAGUGAAGUGACUUGUCAUGGUUUUAUGCUAACUUAAAAUUUGUCCUUUGUGUUUAACCCAUCCAUGUGUGCACAUUGUUAUGUAAGAAGAGAAAAAGCUGUUACUAUCGGACAUUGUUUACUUCACUGAGUCAUUUUAGUAGUCACGGGAUUGAUCUAAUAGUCCUAUUGGUUGAUAAUCAGGCUUCCUUUUAAAGGUAUUUUGUAGUAAUUAAAAUAAAAAAUACUGUAUUUUUUAUUUUGAUGCAUUUUGUGGCUUCUGUAUUUUGUAGUUCAUUUUGAAUCACUUAAAGCUGAUAUUUGGUAUUUUAUUUUAUAUUUAAUGUAUUUUAGCCCAUCCCUGCUAUCAUACAGUAUGAUUCUUACUGUGACAGAGGAAUAAACUAUCUAAUGUAUUACAGAAACUGG
Messenger RNA from Danio rerio (zebrafish), 3974 nucleotides. Lineage: Eukaryota; Metazoa; Chordata; Actinopteri; Cypriniformes; Danionidae. The record is from RefSeq and is a predicted model, not a curated record.